CAAUUACUCCUACUUUCUUCUUACUAUACUAAAAACAAAAAACCCAUUUUCUUAUUUCAAAUUUCAACUUCCAAAUGGCACCAAAAGCAGAGAAAAAACCAGCAGAAAAAAAACCAGUAGAGGAAAAAAAGACACCAAAAGCAGGAAAAAAAUUACCAAAAGAAGCAGGUGCUGCUAGUACUGACAAGAAAAAAAAGAGGCACAAAAAGAGUAUUGAGACAUACAAGAUUUACAUAUUCAAAGUGCUUAAACAAGUUCACCCUGAUAUUGGCAUUUCAAGCAAGUCAAUGGGGAUAAUGAACAGUUUUAUUAAUGAUAUAUUUGAGAAGUUAGCACAAGAAUCAUCAAGAUUGGCUAGGAUUAAUAAGAAACCUACUAUUACUUCUAGGGAAAUUCAAACAGCUGUUAGGCUUGUGUUGCCUGGUGAAUUGGCUAAGCAUGCUGUUAGUGAAGGAACUAAAGCUGUUACUAAGUUUACUAGUUCUUAGAUUGUUGUAGUUUACUAGUUCUUAGGUUGUUGUUUUUGGGUUGAAAAAAAAAUGUUAGAUUUGUAAGUUUUGGUUCUUGAAUGAUGAAGUCUCUUGUGUUAUAUUAUGAAGUCUCUUGUUUUGGCCAUAACUCUGCAAACUAGUGUUGGAGAAUCUUGAAGUAAGGGAGACUACCAUUUACAUGUUUGUAAUUUAGAAAUUGAGCAAAACUUUGUAGUUUAUGGCUUCUUGUGGAAUGUAUGGCAUGAGUGGUUUUUAUUUUUGUGGGGUUGAAAAAUGUUAUAGACUGCUAAAGGAAAUGAUAUGGAAUAUGAAGUAAAUGGUUUCUCAUGUAAA
Messenger RNA from Lycium ferocissimum, 824 nucleotides. RefSeq names its product histone H2B.2. Gene Ontology annotation, molecular function: protein heterodimerization activity; DNA binding; structural constituent of chromatin. The transcript has a single exon. Gene Ontology annotation, biological process: nucleosome assembly. Gene Ontology annotation, cellular component: nucleosome. Bases 75 to 488 code for a protein of 137 amino acids. NCBI's taxonomy places the organism in Eukaryota, Viridiplantae, Streptophyta, Magnoliopsida, Solanales, Solanaceae. The record is from RefSeq and is a predicted model, not a curated record.